UACUCAUCCAGUUAGUUUCAAAUCAAUUUUCACAAGAGAGCUUAUUCAUCCAUUUUGCUGUUGAGAACGGUCUUUGCCCAAGCCUCCUUGCUGACUGCAGCACCUGGCACCACACAGCACUGUGAGUGAAGGGAAAAGAAAUUCUGCUGCCAUGUCUAUGCAGUAGUACUCAGAGCUGGAUCAGAAAUGCCCACCAGAUUCUGGACCAAAGAUUAAGCAAACAAGAUACCCAGCAAUCAUACGUUAGCAUCUGUGCCUAUUCAAACUGUAGAAAUUCUGUUUGUACAGUUUGUAGUACCUGAGCAUUUAUUUGAGGAAUGUUGAAAUUGGUUUGUUCCUACUAUCAAAAAACUGCCCCUAUACUAGUAAAAAUAAUGUAAUCCCUGACAGUUUUCAUGCAUAAAGAGGUAUUUUAAGAGAUUAAGUCACAUCAAUAACAACAUCGUUCACAUGCAAAAGAAAAGCGGGAGGUCUGAAGCAAGCUCUACUAAAUCAACAGAAGGACUCCUGCAGAUUUCAGGACAAAGCACAGAUCAGUCCUUUCAGCUCAGUAGAUUAGCUCUCCUUAAUGAGCCUUGACAUCCCCCAGGCUCUUUAAAUCCCUAUAUAUAGCCAGCAAUGCUUAUACAACAUAGGUAGGUGAGGCAGGCAUAGAGCGUAGCCAGAAGAUUAAUACCAAGUACGUCACUAAAAUAGACAGAUCACAGUACAAGUCAUUAGCAAUAGCAGGGAGAGGGGCCCUGCUGAUGUGCUGAUUAGGAAAGUACCACCAGACACAGAAUUUAUGAGAUUUUUUUUUUUUAACCAACAUGCAGGUCUUGGUGCACAAGUUUAUGAGCAAAUUGGGCUGUUUCUACGUUCUGACACUGGAAAUAACUGGUGAAGGCAACUCAUGAGCACGUGGAGGUAUAGACUGAGCUUGCAGAUGUCUCCCCAGAAUCUCUCGCUUUCAGACUCAUUGCACAUAGCAGUUUUGGCUUCCAUACUUUCUCUUACCAUUUACUGGAUCAUCAGAGACAGAUACAGAGUGAGAAACCUGAAUGGAAAGCAUGUAUUCAUAACAGGCUGUGACACUGGACUUGGAAACUCACUGGCUAAAUGGCUUGACAAAAAGGGAUUUUGUGUCAUUGCUGCAUGUGCCACAGAAAAAGGAAGCCAAGAGCUACAGUGGUGCUCUUCACUCUCACUGAAGACAGUGAAGAAGCUGAACUUAGCAGACUCCAACAGCAUUGCCAGGGCUGUGGUGUUUGUGACUGAACAGACAGCUGGCAAGGGGCUUUUUGGCUUGGUGAGCAAUGCUGAAGGAACAGCACCUGUAGGACCCUCCGACUGGCUAAGGAUUGAAGACUUCCAUUCAGUCCUGGAUGUUAGUCUGCUGGGAUUGAUUGAAAUCACACUCAAGCUUCUGCCACUUCUGAAAAAAGCUGAGGGAAGAGUUGUCAAUCUAAUUAAUUCCAAAGGUCUCAUGGCUUUUGUAGGGGGUGGCUACAGUCUGUCCAAAUGGGGCAUGGAAGCUUUCUCUGACACCUUACGGAUAGAAAUGCGGCAUUUUGGAGUGAAAGUAAGCAUUCUUGAGCAUGGUUUCUUUAAGGCAGAAGAAGUUAAUUCAGAUAUCAUUGAGAAAUACCUCUUCAAACUUUGGAACAGACUGACUCCUGAGAUCCGGGACUCCUAUGGAGAAAAAUACUUAGUUGAAUAUAUAAAAGCCCAAAGAUCAUCAGUGAAAAGACUGUGUGACUAUGAUAUUUCUAAUGUCAUAAAAUGCAUGGAACAUGCCCUGAUAGCAAAAUACCCCAGGACACGAUACAGAGCUGGAUGGGAUGCAAAGUUCUUCUGGCUGUUUCUCUCCUAUGCCCCAAGCUGGCUGUCUGAUAUGCUGUUGCUUAUUACAUUUCCAGCUCCAGCAGAGAGCAAGAGACCAGUUCAUGGAGUUCUAAUGAAUGUCUAGUAUUAACACAGUAUCAGCUGUGCAGAAAUAAAUAUUUAUUCUACCGAAACUAGAUAUCCUCUUCUUUACCAGUUACUAGACUGCUAAAAUUCUUUUCAGAAGACACUUUCUCCAUCCCUCACCCCACCUUACCUGAAAUUCUGAGUUCGCAGGUAGGCUUGUAAAUCCAGCAUGUUUUUGAAGGCUGUUGCUCAGAAAUUAUACCUCUACAGGAUCUGCAUUCCUAAAAUUUUCAGCUACAAAGCUAGUUAAUACUAUUCACACAAGACAUGAAGUCAAAUAAUAAUGAUGUCCAGCUAUUGCAGCAUAUUCCAGAAAUUACAAUUAUAGUAUUUGACCACUUGAUUAUUCAAUUCCACAGGAAAAAAACCACAAGGAAUUUUACAGAUAUGCAAUUCUAGGGAAAAUCAAAACUUCACUGUUCUAUGCAAACAGAGUAUUGAAAUGCAUACUUUAACUGUCUUCCUAAUAUUAGUAUAGUUUAUAGGGAAAAUACAAAAAUAAUAUGCAUUUGUAUUUCUUUAAUCCUCAGUGUGUUUUGCGAGUUAAAAUUAUUAUUAUUUCACUUAUGGAUGAAAUAGGUAAUUAGUGUAGGCUAUAGCAAAUUCUUUCAGUUGUACAGAGCAUGUUCAGAAUGGCAAAACGUUAGCUGAUGUUACUGUGCCUUUUGUACACUAUUUCUAUCUCUUAAGCUGUUGGCCAGAGGCUCAGAAAUUGGUGCUCCUAGAGAUAUUAAAAUGGAAGGGGUAAAGGUUAUUUGCUGAAGUGCUGUGUUGGUGAUUAAUCAUUAAUGUGCAAUUCAAUUAAGCUUAAAAAAACACUAUGUGCAGGUCAGAACUCCAAACAUAAGAAAAGAAGUUUUAUUACUAUGUGUGAGAGGGCAUGUGUGUGUGUUUGCAAUGGGCAAAAAAAGGACAGUAUGUCAAAAGUGCUAGUAAACUUCAAGUAUUUCAUUCUCUAUUCUCUAGCAAACGGCUUCAAGAAUAAAUUUAUUUUACUUCAUUUCACAAUAAAUACCUGCAGAGAGAGAAAUCUUUCUAUCUGGCCAGGCAGCUCUAAAGAGAAUGUACAUGAAAAUAUUAAUGGUAUAAUUUAUCAGUUCUAUAGUUGCAGAAUACAGACAGUUGUUGAAAUCUCUAAAAAUCAGCUUUCUUUGAAACAGAAAGAGUCCAAAAUUUAAGAAUUCAAGCAGGGGCUGUCCUGAUAAGGGGAAAAGAAUACAAGUGAAAAAUAAAGUUAUGAGUAUAAUCUAAAACUUCUGUUGUACAAAGUACCAAAACUUAAAUUUUACAUAAUCAGAAGGGUAUGCUGAAGAAGAGUAGAUAAUCAGAAGGGUAUUCAGUAGCUAUGCCGCUGAGAGGAGGAGUCCCAGUUGAAGCCUAGGAAUCCUUCACCAUCAGAUAUGCUGAACAAACAAACCUACAUACUACCUAACUACAGAGUAACCCAGGAACUGUUUUCUUCCGUAUCUGAAAAGUUAAAAUUAUUACAGGGAAAAAAAAAUUAUUUCUGAUAUAUGGCUCACAUAUUAGCAGUUUUCACCAACACUGGUUCCAAAUCUUUGAGUUGACAAAGACUAUUCCCAAAACAGACACUACUUUUUCUCGUGGUAUGCAACUGCAGGCAAGUCUUUUGGAAGGGUCAGCCCGGCCUUCUCCCUUUAAAACCCUGUGAAUUCUUUCCUUAAGAACAGCGCCUUGCAUCUCAAAGAAAGCCUUACAGAUGUGUAUGCUGUGUUGCAGACUCCAAGGAGUUUUCUACAUUAAUGCACUCAGGAAAAAACUCCUUUAAAAACACAUAAUGUGCUUAAAGAAAAAAAAAAAAAUCAAAGCAUCAGAUUCUGACAUCAAAUAUGAAACAUAACUGAAAUAAAGUUUUAAUCACUUAUGUCCAUACUAUCUUGAUUGUCAGCCUCUCAAAAGUAAGAGUUUCCUGUUUCAAGGGCCAGUUUACUGAAUGUGUGAAACAGGGCAGCUUUCACACUUAGAGAGAUACAAUGUCAGUAUCAACACAUCAUCUUA
This is a messenger RNA of Motacilla alba alba, 3969 nucleotides long. It is a transcript of the gene DHRS9, whose product is annotated as dehydrogenase/reductase 9. The record is from RefSeq and is a predicted model, not a curated record. Lineage: Eukaryota; Metazoa; Chordata; Aves; Passeriformes; Motacillidae. Bases 893 to 1948 code for a protein of 351 amino acids. The transcript is spliced from 5 exons.